AUGCUCUCGUUCACGAUUUACGCGUUGUGCUUCUUGCUCGCUGCCGUCCAUGCCAUUCCCCUGAGACGUGCGCUGGAGGAACGCGACGUGAUCAGCCCACCUAUAACGAGUCCUGAUGCAAGCACGGUGUGGAAUGUAGGCGAGACGGUGACGGUGACAUGGGACUUGUCUGCCCUGCCGUCCGACGUCAACGUUACUGGAGUCACUGGGAAGUUGGUACUGGGUUACGAUACUUGGAAUAGUGAGAACCUCAUGCUCGAUACCCCGCUUGCGCAGAAGUUCCUGCUAAGCGCUGGCCAGGUCUCGUUCGCAGUACCUUCUGUACCGACGCGCAACAACUACAUCGUGGAUCUGUUCGGUGACUCCGGAAACAUCAGCCCGAACUUCACCAUCAUCGGCACCUCGGACGCUUCGAGCGCUGCUUCGACAGCGGCUGCAUCCACUUCCGUAGCUGGUAUGUCCUUCCUCCCUCCAUCCCGCUCUUCUCUUCACAGCUCGCUGCCCCAGUCUCUGCAACGACCUCUGAGUCCGUCUCCGUGA
This is a messenger RNA of Fomitopsis serialis, 540 nucleotides long. RefSeq lists its product as uncharacterized. Bases 1 to 540 code for a protein of 179 amino acids. The record is from RefSeq and is a predicted model, not a curated record. The transcript is spliced from 4 exons. NCBI's taxonomy places the organism in Eukaryota, Fungi, Basidiomycota, Agaricomycetes, Polyporales, Fomitopsidaceae.